ACUAUUCUCCAUGGAACUAUCUGUUUUUAGUAUCUGGAUAAUUGGUUAUUAGGAUUGUCAACCAAAAAAUCUUAAAUUUAUCUAUUUAAAUUUCUAAAAUCGCCAAUUUUUUAUAUUAAAAACGAGUAGCAUAAACUCUACACUGUCAUACUGUCAGCUGUGCAUUAUAUACAACACUGCUAAUUAACUCCUGUACCCCAAAUACCCCCAAAAAUCGAUAAGGCACUGCAAUGGGGAAAGAAGUUGUGAAAAUAUUUAAUAUGAAGUGGUAAAAGUUUAGAAUUCUGGAAAAUAGUUAGAAAUAUAAUUAUCAUGUGUAGGGCAGGGUUCCCUUAUAUAUAUAUAUUAGUAUUUGUUUAUUUAGUAGUAAGUUGUCACGCCUCAAUUGGUGAUCGCACGCAAUUUUUUCACAAUUGUCGACAAAACUGUGAGCGACAAAAUUGCAGUGCUGAUGGCAUUGAAAUUCAGGAACAAGCGAUAAAGUAUUAUCAGCAGUCAAUUUUUGAUAAGGCGUUUGCUUGGAAUUGUGCAGAUGAAUGCCAGUAUGGUUGUAUGUGGCGCACAGUGGAUGCAUUUGCUGAACGUGGUUGGGAUGUGCCGCAAUUCUAUGGAAAGUGGCCAUUUGUACGCUUUCUUGGCAUGCAGGAGCCGGCGUCAGUUUUAUUCUCCAUACUCAAUUUGAUUGCACAUAUUCGCUGGCUGCGACGCUUUCGAACUGAAGUUCGUCCGGAUAGCCCGUGUUAUAAGUUGUGGCAUAUUUUCUCAUUUAUAUGUAUUAAUGGUUGGAUAUGGUCUGCCGUUUUUCAUACGCGAGACUUUCCUGUGACAGAGUUGAUGGAUUAUGCUUUCGCAUAUAGCAUCGUAUUGGUAUCCCUUUAUUGCAUGAUUAUGCGAAUGUUACACCGCCGCUCAAUAAUACUGCGCGGCCUGAUUUCGUUAAUAUUUCUGUCGUUUUUCGUCAAUUACUUUGCGUACCUGAGCUUAGGAAAAUUUAGUUACUCUCUUAAUAUGACAACAAAUAUGAUUACUGGCGCUUUAUCUGCCCUUGGCUGGCUGGUUUGGUCCUACUUGGAACGUCAUCGGCGCCCGAAUUAUCGAAAAAUUAUACGCUUCUACAUUCUUUUCGGCAUGUCCAUGAGCCUGGAGCUGCUGGAUUUUCCACCAAUUUUGUGGUUAUUAGAUGCACAUGCAUUGUGGCAUUUGGCCACAGUUCCCGUCAUAUCGGUGUUCUAUGAUUUUAUAAUCGAUGAUUGCCGCCUGCUGAGGAAGGAAAAGCAAUAUGAUGAUGAAAAGUAUCGCAAACACAUCUGAAGAGCUCAUACUAAGUAAAAUAACUUCCAAACAUUUGCUUGUUUUUUUUAGCUAAUUUUAUUUUACAAACUUAAGGAUCAAAGCUGUAAAGUA
Molecule: messenger RNA, 1404 nt
Organism: Ceratitis capitata (Mediterranean fruit fly)
Lineage: Eukaryota; Metazoa; Arthropoda; Insecta; Diptera; Tephritidae
Gene: PGAP3
Product: post-GPI attachment to proteins factor 3
Exons: 7
Coding region: 313-1311 (332 amino acids)
Biological process (GO): GPI anchor biosynthetic process
Cellular component (GO): endoplasmic reticulum membrane
Molecular function (GO): hydrolase activity, acting on ester bonds
Source: RefSeq, a predicted model, not a curated record